AUGAGUGGAUUUGCUUAUUUUUUGGCUGUGAAUUUGUUUCUCUCAACGACAGCGUCGGAAAUUCUAGUCGGUGUGAUGCCGCAGGGCAAGAGUCAUGCAGCAUCCUUUAUGCCAUUACUUCAAAAACUCAUUCAGCAAGGACACAACGUCACAAUAUAUAUGGAGAACUAUGGAGUUGGUUCACUGAAGGGUCAUGCGAAUGAGUGGUUCAUCAACGUUACAGGUCACAAAGACCCGUUUGAAGACAUGGAAUUUGCUCGUGGAAUAUGGUACAACAUGUAUACGUUCAUGUCGCAUGUGAAACCAUUUCGUUACGGUUCCGAUAGUUGCACACAUGUGCUGAACGAUCAUCGAGAUCAAUUUGAACUGAUACGCAAUCAUGGUUGGGAUUUGAUUCUGACAGAUUCACUUUUUGCGGUUUGUGCGUAUGGCUUGGCUCUAUUGAGCCCAGCGCAUCAUAUUGUAAUGCAUUCGACGGAUGUUGAGAGUGGAUAUGGCAUUUCAAGGGGAUAUUCAAGGAAUUACUUGACGAUGCCAACGUAUUUCGCCGACUUCGACGAUGCCUACUACGAGAUGACACAUUUUAAAGAUCGCUUACGUAACGCUUACGAAUGGCUGGGAAUGUCUUCAGCGCUUAAGAUUGCGUCAAAUCGCUUCAUGCAGAAAGCGCUUUCACCAAUACUGCAAAAUUUUGAUAUUUCCAAUUACUAUGCGGAUUCUGCAUACAUUUUCUCGGAUAUGCCACUGAGUGUGUACACACCGAUGGCGACCAAUAAUGAGUUGUUCAUGUAUGGUGCAUAUUGCCAACCAUAUCGAUCACUAACAAGGGAACUGGCCGAAUUCGUCGAAGAUCCCAGCUCGAGAGGCACCAUUUUGAUCGCUUUUGGAACAAUUGUGAACUGGUCCGCGGCUCCACAACAAACGCAACAAGCAAUUGCUGAUGCGUUGAAUGAACUGAGCGAGUAUCGUAUCAUUUGGACGCAUUCUGCAUGCAAGCAUCACUUGAAAAGACACAUUAAACUUAUGCAGUGGAUGCCACAAAAUGAUUUGCUGAAUCAUAAUCGAACGAAACUCUUUCAUACCGCUAACGAAUCAAUUUCCAGUACAAAAGAGGGAAUCUGUGCCACAGUUCCAAUGCUUUUCAUACCGUUGUUUGCCGAGCAACUUCGUAACGCAUGGCUAAUUGAACGAAACGGUUGUGGUAAAACGAUUAAUAAGGUCAACCUUACUAAAGACUCUCUGGUUCAUUCGAUGCGUCAGCUAAUCACUGAGCCACGAUACAAGGAGAAUAUGCAAAGGCUACGAGCCGUCUACGAUGAUUCGCCUAUGCCAGCGAUCGAUGAGGCUGCCUUCAAAAUGAAUCGACUACUGAAAUUCGGUGGUCGAAUGCCUCAGCUGUUCUAUACUCGAUCCAUAAAUUUAUCUUAUUUUACAGUGCUGAAUAUAGAUUUGAUCAUUCUCAUCCCUUUAUCACUAAUAUUUGCACUGUGCAUAAAGUAG
This is a messenger RNA of Anisakis simplex (herring worm), 1500 nucleotides long. Lineage: Eukaryota; Metazoa; Nematoda; Chromadorea; Rhabditida; Anisakidae. The record is from the annotation of a GenBank genome assembly.